GGAUCCGGAGUGUCAUCGGCAUUUUAAAAAUGGCAGAAACUUAUACUGGUCGUAUGCUUUUCGGGCUUGUACGACGUCGUAUGGUGGUAAAUUAGACGUGAUAACAGAGCUAGCCAGUCGGAAAAAAUGUCUACGAAAGGCAAGAGUUGGUCCACCGGCCCAUACGAACGCAGUGAUGUUUGCUUAACACGUUAGCGGAGCCCCAUACGGUGUAAUUUGUCUUCCACGCUUAUCAGGAACUUGAAGCUCCAUAAACCGAAAUGAAGUUCCCCCACUUCCGUCGCAAGAGGGCACUUGCCUUCGUCGUCCUGGCUGGCGCACUCCUCCUCACCCUCAACUACGUCCUCAAGUCCGAAGACACGAGCGGCUGCGGGCGUACCGCCGAGACGCCCCAAUGCCUGACGUCCCUCUUUCCCAGGGUGGUAAGCUCGCUCGACUCGCUGGGCCUCACGGGCUACCUUUGCUACUACGCGCUCUGGGGCUCCCUGAAGCACGAGGGGCCCCUGCCAUGGACCAAGCGUGUCGAGCUCUGCCUCCGCAACGAGGAACUCAGCGGCGUGGACGAGGGUCGGCUCUUUCGCAAGUUCCGACAGAACGGCGUUCUUGCGCACUACGACUCCGCCAACGGAAUCUACAAGACGGCACUUGCGGGCGGAAGCGAUGCUUGCGAGGCGUACCUCCACGUGUUUGAGGAGGACAAGGUCGUUCGGAAGGUGCGCAAGGUGGGCUGGAAGAACAGGUUGAUCCCGCCCACCGCGUGCCACAUCCUCCACUGCUUUCCGGCCGAGCUGAUUGCGGUGCCGAUGAACGUAGUCCCGUUCCUCGGAACGAAGGUGGCAGCACCACACGAGGGAAUCGAGGUGCUGAAGUACAUGUUCCCCGACACAUGGUGGAAGGAGAUCAUCCCGCCCAACUGCAAGUAGCUGCGGCGGUGGGUCUGACAUCUCGUGUCUGUCCGUCGUCGGCUUGGCACUGUGGACACUUCGUUGUUUUCUGGCUGGGGUUGUGCUGCGUUGCCCGAGUGCAAAUACCUAGUCUUUCGGGCCAAUCUGCCAUUCGACUCGGGUGAAAUUGUGGCAGCAGCUUGGGCAACUGUGUCUCAUUGUCGUGGAUCACGAGCUGACGUUUUGUUUUCCGGGAUCGAUUUCGUGUUCAUACGUGUUAUUUGUCUGAACUCUUUGUAACACCUGCCUCGUUUUGCCAUUUGCUUGGCUUUACAGGCAGCGUUGACUUAUUGAUGUUCGAGGCUACUUAUGAGUUGGUGUAUAGAUACUUAGAGCUGAUACUACCUAGUGAACCUUUCAGUAUACUUGGCAGUAGCUGUGUCAUACUAUGUUGUCAUUGGCUACCCUAGUUUCCACAGUGAGCUGUAGAAACUAGGGUAGCCAAUGAGCUGCAAGGCAAAGUCACGAACACGUGACUUUGCCUUGCAGCUCAUUUGCAUCCGCUCGCACAGGUAGCAUUGAGCGCACUGCAGAAACUAUGCUAGCCUUGACAACGUAGCACAAAAUAUUUGAGGCCGACUACAGAGGUAUUAGUGGGCUGCAGACUACUAUCUCUCAUUAAGAGAUGUCACAUGCCCGGUGCAUUUAUUCUAACUAUUAUAAAGUUGAGCUAAUGGAGAUGUCUCACGAAAUAUUUGCCUCUACCAAUGUUUUUGCUGGUGUCAUUUAACAUCAUUUUAUUGGCUUGACUUUGUAACAAACGAAUUCUGAAGUGAUUGAUUUUGGGGAGAAAGAUGACAAAUUAGUAUUCUGCAAACUUUGUGUCUGCACCAGUCAUUAUACUGGUCGAAGUGGGUUUCUAGUCUAUUACAGGCAACCUUACACAAGUCAAGUAAUUCAUUCUUGGAAUUCUGCUGACUGUACUAAUGAUAUAAAGUGGAGUUAAUAUUGAUUUAAUUAAAUUGCAUUUUUCUAUGCCUCACAGUAGCAACUUAGCUGACUUGUUAUAUAUGGAUGGCUCACUUAACAGUAAUGCAUAUUUCUUUCAAUUAGAGCUAGAACUGGUCAUGUCAUGUAAUCCUUCAAGUUUUGACUAAUUUCCAAAGUUUCAUAACUGUUAUAAUUUAACAUAAUUAAAAUAAACUUCAUUUGAACCAACAUGUCUUUACCAAUGUGAUGAAAGUUUAUAAAUUAUUGAUGGUGAAAAUCAAGAAGCUUGGGUCCCACACAGUCAGACAGAUCGCACAUAGUGAGGUCAUGGAAUUUGUGCAACACAAAGCUACUAAGAUGGUUCGGCCUUGGGUGUUUUUGUGUCAUAAUAGUCCAGUCAGUCAACCAACACAAUUGGAAGUCUCAGCUACAACUCGUUCCUCUGCCAUUUUCUGUCAUGAUGAAAAAUUAAUUAUUUAUUAUAACGGGAAACUUUCUUUGCCUGGCGAGCUUCCCUAAGCCCAAAUUGAACAUAAAGAGGACUGAUCACUUUUGGGGGGUGUAUCGUUGGAAUUAUCUAUUUUUCCUUCCUGCCGCCUGGGAGAAGAAUUGCUGCAGAAUCAUGCUGUGAACACCUGAGAGGAGUGCACUCAAUAUGCAGCCGACACUGGUCACCCGAAAGGGUCCAAUCCUCCUGCACGACAGUGCAUGCCCACACGUCUCACAAAUUGUGGUACGGAAGUUGAAUGAGUUGGCGGUUUGAAACUACCUCCUUUAUUGUACCCUUCAGGCCAGGAAUGUUGCAAAUUGUUUUGGCAAACCUGUGGUUUGACUUGUUCGACAAACCUUCAAACUUUUAACUUAAAAUGUUGCUCUACUUCUACUCAAAACUUUUGUAUUUUUGGAAAGUUAUACAGUAGUUUGCUUUAAGCAUUGAAUGGUUUCCAAUGCUUAUGCUCAAAAAUACAAACAUACAAACUUUUAAUUGUUUUUGUUGGUUUAUUAAUGUGAAGCAGUGAAACAGUAUACCCAAAAAAUAUUGCACCCCUCCCAUUCCAGGUGGCAUCACCUCAUUCUAACUUUUUACUUAUGUGCACACUAGUCGUGCUUCAGUUGAACUUUGUUUUCAGAGUUUGCACUGAUUUCGAAGAAGUCGAACCUUGUCAAACUCAAACUUCGCCAGGUGUGCAGCAUACCUACUUCAGACCUUAACUCAACAAACUUCACUUUAUUCACAAUUCAAUUUUUUAAUUUAAUUUUCAUCUAAUAUUAUAAUUCUUAACACAUUUAUUUUUGGGCAUUAUAAAAGGAGGUCAAGAAGGCAUUCCAAUUAAGGUUUUAUUAGCUCGAGGAGUCCAAACUUCUGUUGAAAUAGAACUUUCUAGACUUCCACAAAAUGGCCAAAGCUGCAUCGUUUUUAAUGAAGCUUGCUUUGAAAAAAUAUGUUGAAUUAUAACAAAGUUAUGAAACUCGAAGGUUAGGUUGUGCUGAAACUGUCCGAGUCACAUGAAAAUUUCAGGUACUCCAAACAAAACAGAGAAGCAAUAGUAAGGGGUAGGAAGGGCUCAAAAAGGAACCUUGUCUGAACCCCGAAUUCAGCAGGUGCCAUUUCGCAUAGAGAAUUUGUCUGUUGACCCUGAGAAAUUCAUCUCAACAUUUGUCAUUCCGGGGCUUCCCAUGAGGUUUGUUUAUCAAUCAUAGAGGGAGUGUUUCAGGAUUCGCAUUCCUCCCGACACCUUUAUGGCAGGUGUGUUACACUGUGUGUUGUCUGAAAAAAAAGGAAACUUGAAUUGCGAACUACCUAGCCACUGCACGAAAUAAGUCCUAAAUACUCUCUUGGUAAACCCAUUAUGUACCACCUUUUUCUCUGAGCAUUACAGAUGAAAGUUGCAUAAUGGUAUCGUAAUGCGUUAUGCGUCGCAACACAUACACACUACACACAUUUUCUUCCAAGUCCAAACAGAUCUGAAGGUAAUCAAUGCCAAGAUGGCAAUUAAUAAAACCUGCUCCAUUUGCUGCCUUACACCUUGUGUCUGGGUUAUGUUCGCAGCCCAGAUGUGUCUUUUCAGAUGAAGCGCUGCACAAAUUGACACUGCAGCAUCCAAGACUAAUUGUAUUUGUAAAUAGCUGAAUGCUUUGAUCUCUAAAGACAGAAUUAAUCGUUUUAAGUCUAAGCUGAUGAAUACCUGAUAGUAACAAGUUUCUUCACUAUGUGAAAACAUGUUCGAACUUGCCCCUUUUUUUCUUUGGCAGUGGUGCCAUUAGAUGGCUCCCAUUGAUGUACUGAAGGCUGUUGCUACUACUGGUCCACGUAUAGGUGGCGAUAUCAACCACUUCACUGUUUUCUGUUUUAUUGGUGUCAAUGGAUGUUGAAUUUCAUGCUUUUAUUUUUUAAAUAUUUAGCAUCUGCUGUUUUUCGAAGGCUACUAGAAUAGAUUAUUUUAGUUGACCUAAACAAACUCUACCAAUUCAUGUUGAAGAUACAGAAAGUGGAGUGUAUGCUCCAAUCUGAUGGGCCUUGUUUUCCUUAUAAAUGUGCCAGCAGACUGCUAACUUUGUUUUCCGAAGCCUGUGAUAGUAUACCUGCUUAGAAAAUCUAUUCAACGCACUCCAGGGUCCGGGUAUUAAUCUCUUAGUAACCUGGGGUGUGUUACAGAAAUCUAGUUCUACUGAAUUUCUGGGCUCUUGCGCACAGGAGCUGCAUGUUCAUAAAAGGGCAGAGCAUAUAAGAACACUUCUUUUCACAAAGCUAGGCUAUGUUUAGCAUGCAACUUAUUUCUAACCAUGCCUGCGCACAUCUGACCUCCUUGUCUGGGUUAAACUGGCAACAACUUUGAGUAUUUAGAAGAGGACAUCCAAGCUGUAAAAACGAUAGAAAAAAGGAAUCGAAGGAAACCUGGAGAUGUCUGCAUUUGUUCUCUGAACAUGUUCUAUGUUAGUUUUUCUUAAUUUAUCUUCUUUUUGGGAGAAGAUCGUUUGUGUGACUGUUAUUGAAUCAGUGGUGAACCUCGUAUUCAUUAAAUUUUGGUCGCUGAGUCACUGUUUUGUGCAUGGUACAGUAGUGACCACGUGCAUGCAUGCCCGCAGAUGUUCUGUUGGAUGAAUGAGCUUGUGAUAUUUUUAUAUUUGGGUCUUCGGCACAAGCUUCCACUGCGCCUCUUACCGAGCGUAACAUUUCGCCCUCGGAGAUAUUUGGCAGUCUCAUCAAGUGUCUAGCCUCAUUAAUUCUACUUACCUUGUUAAUAAUAUUGAGUCACUAGUUCAACUAGUCAUUGUUUUGUACUUUGUCUCUUUACCUUUCAGUGGUGUGAUGUUUGUCCACUUAUUUCGCCUAUGGGAAAUGGUAGUAGUUGGUAGUAAUUUUAAUUGGUGCUUUAAUCCAUAUUCUGAGAAAUCAGACAUCUGUGUUUCUUUGUGCUCAUUUUAAUAAAUUGCAUUUACUUAUGGUG
Ixodes scapularis (black-legged tick) is the source of this 5323-nucleotide messenger RNA. RefSeq lists its product as uncharacterized. The record is from RefSeq and is a predicted model, not a curated record. The coding region runs from base 261 to 923 and encodes 220 amino acids. NCBI's taxonomy places the organism in Eukaryota, Metazoa, Arthropoda, Arachnida, Ixodida, Ixodidae. The transcript is spliced from 2 exons.